UCAAGAGCUCGACUCGACGGAUCAUAAUGAAGAUUGCAACGGGUUUAACGAUUCUAUCGCUAAUCAGCUUAGCACUUGGCAAUCCCGUCUCCAACGAUGACCACGACAAACUAACAGUUACGAAGAGCUUGUUCGCUGAGAGUUUAAUACAAUACACUGGUCAACAUGAAAUAGUGAACUUAUUGUUACCUAUUAAUGGUCUCAAUAUUGAAAAAGAAGAAGAAAAAGGCACAAAAAAAUCAAGUUUUGAUUCUGAUUCUAACGAAAACGAUUUACAACUUACUGCAUUCUUUGUAGAAGCUGAUACAGACUCAGAUGGCAAACGUGUAGAUCGAGGCCUAUAUAUGCUAAAAGAUGGUGUUGCAACUAAACUAUUAGAACAUGGUAGAGACGCAGCCGCAUCUUAUGACUUCAGUAAAUUGGUCUUCUUCGGAGCCGCUGACGGAAUUUACGUUUACGAUAUAAAAAAGAAUUCCGUCGAACUAUACGGUACAGUUACCGACAGUAUAAUCGGCAUUGCUAAAGAAGCAACCGGUGACGUGAUCUAUAUCCUGACUGAGAAUCAUGAAGUAUACAAAGUAUCGAACGAAGGUACAACAAAGGAGAAAUUAGACAACAUAGUUAACGCAAAACAAAUUGUUGUCGACUAUUCCAACAAUAUUUACUUCUAUUCGGACGAUAAACAAGCGUACGUCCAUUUAGCUGACGGUGUGAAGAAAAUCGAAGGUCUGCCAGAAAACCCCAACAGCGUAAAACUCAUAAAACCACCUUUCAUGUUGGACAAUGGAGUUCUAUUCCUUGUUGAUAACAAGGUUUAUACUAUCUUCGCUAACGGAACAAGCGAACCGCUUGGAAUAGAUUUCGAUUCUGACGCUGUACCAACUGCAUUCUCUGUAGAACCAUUCCUAACCCAACUGUAUGCCUAUAACAAGAGUAUUUAUGAAUACAACGUAUUAGCUAUUCUUUUCGGAGAUAUUUUGGAACCAAUAAGACCGUAUGUUACAAAGGCAUCAAACAAGAUUGGACCAGUUUCAUUGAAAGGAAAAAUUCUCAUGCGGAACCAAUCCAAUUAAGUUCAGUUUUAUUCUAAACAAUAAAUGAAAAUACUUAAACUUUAAA
Messenger RNA from Melitaea cinxia (Glanville fritillary), 1119 nucleotides. RefSeq lists its product as uncharacterized. NCBI's taxonomy places the organism in Eukaryota, Metazoa, Arthropoda, Insecta, Lepidoptera, Nymphalidae. The record is from RefSeq and is a predicted model, not a curated record. Bases 27 to 1073 code for a protein of 348 amino acids. The transcript has 2 exons.